AGAAACUCACACAAGCUACAGCACAGUUGCAGACGUCACAGGGGAAGCUAUAAAGCCCCGAAUACCACAGAGCAAGUCACACAAUGCUAGUGACCGACAGAACAGUAACCAUGCGGAUAGCUCAGCAACUACAAUCCACAGUGUGUGUGCUUCACCUGUUUGGGAUGUGUAUCUUUGGAGAGGGCUUUUCAAACAGUGCUGCUAUCAAGAGCACACCAGAGCAGUGCUGUAACAGGUGCUCCCCUGGAACUUACAAGAGUGACACCAGCAAUCCGUGCACGCCUUGUCCACUGGGCACAUUGUCUUCAGAGUGGAAUGCUGACAAGUGUAAGCCUUGCCAGUGCAACGAAGAUAAUUAUCUGCAGUGCAAUACUACCAGCAAGGAAUGUCAGUGUAAAACUGGUUAUAUCUACAAGAAUCCUGAACAUAGUCGCUGUAUACCAAUGGAGAAUUGCAAGAGAGGCACUGAACUUAAAAGAUCAGGCACUAUCAGCUAUAUAUAUACAUGUGAACAGUGUAUGAACAAUACCUUUUCGGACACAGUAGGAGGCACCUGCAAGCCAUGGACUGAUUGUCAGGCUUUGGGUCUGAUUACAGUCACCCCUGGUAACCAUACCCACAAUGCAAAGUGUGGAUGUGAGAAUGAUACCAGAUACCAAACCAUUGCUGUGGUGGCUGCAUUGAUUUUAUUUAUUUUGUCCUUGAUACUUCUUUCUGUGAGUCUCUUGAUAUGGAAAGCUAAAUAUAAGAAUAGGAAAAUGACAAUUAUUGCAGAAGCAGGUCCCGAUCCCCUGUUGAAAGAAAGAUGCCAACUAGAAGAUACCUGUAGCUGUCAGAUAUCAAAAGAGGAAAGUGGAGACAAGCCAGUAGAGGACAACAGCAUAAAAAGCUGCAUUAUCGGUGCAUAGGAUCCAAGUUAGAAGAGCAGCCAGUGGAAAAAGUAUACCUCAGACAAGGACUGGAAGUUUGAUGGGUCUUUAGAAACCUCUGAUACUUUUGAUGGGAGGUCUUGUCCUUUUCCUGUCUCUCGUAAUGUGCCACACUGACCAUGUGUAACCUACAACCUGCUUUGAUCUUGUUAGGAAGUGGAAGUCACUUGAGAUGCCAUAGCUAACUAGGUUUAACAGGGGUAAAAUGUAUUUACUAGGGGUGUGCUGCUACUCUUACACAUACUCCUAAUUGCCUUUGAGAAGUAUUUAUUGGCAAGUAAUAAAUACAUCCACUCAUUAAUGUGUUGAUUUCAAAACAAGAAAGCUGUCCUUCCCUCACUUUUACAACUGAGAAUUCACUUCUGCAUUGAGUGUUUUAAAAGCCGAACAGAAGCGAAAUAAUAUUUUUAUUGUUAGUUUACGGCCUCGGUUCGGCACUCAGCAGCCUCGGUAUGGUAUGAUCAAAGGAAAAUGAAUUCCAAUUGGCUCUUAAAACAAUUUGUAAGAACAAAAUCUCUGGUUGGACGAACAACUUUACCAAAGUCCUAAUUUAAUAAAUUUUUGAAGGCUAACCACUUUUAAGUCGUAUGUUUAAACCUUUAGUUUAUGGAUUAUAAAUAAUGAAUAUUAUUAACAAGGGGAUUGUUAAUAAUAAUAACAUGCUAUAAAUAGUUAUAGAAUGUGAACCCAAUGGGAAUAAACCUUAUAGUUAAUUUUCCACAUGAAGAGUCAUUCAAAUAAAAUAAAUAGCAGAGGAAUACCUAGAACGAUAAUCAGUGUUAGUAAGCUAUGACCUGCUGAGCAUUGCUGUUAUCUUAAAGGAAACGUGUUUCCACUCGGAUAAGAUGAAACUUCACCAGGAAACCCAGUCCUGUCCACAAAACUUGAAGCUACACUUUCUUCCCUUUUUUUUAGCUCUCUAGUGCUUAUAGAUUAAACAAUCAAAGAGCCUGACCUUGCACACACAACGUGUUGAAUGCAUUUCCCUGGGCUCUCACUAUAUGGCAGCAUCAACUAAAGAGUUUGCAAAGAAGUCAAACCAUUCUGGCCUCGUAGUUUUCACAGUCAGUUAAGCAAACAAAAAAAGAGACUUAAAGUGAAUUCCACUGUGAGUAGACACUUUUACAUCUCCUUAUCAAUGUCAACUCAGUCUAAAGAAAACUUAAAGUUUAAAAAAUAUUUAGCAAAGAACUAGAUGCAGAGCACUCUCUAGACUUGGUGAAAGUAUACAGGCAGUCAUUAAUUAUCUCUGAGACAUAAUGAAAGCAGUUGAAAUUUGCCACAACUGUGACAGUCUUGGAAAUACCAGAAUGCGUCUUCAGUACAGGGCAUAUCUAUUCUGAGCAGGGUGAUCAGACCGUUCUUUGUAUCACAGUUUGAAUCAGCUGACUUAAUUAUUCUUAUUUAACAAAGUAUUAUACAAAAUAUAGCUUGUAUCACAAAGCCCUCUUUACAAUAUGCUAUAUUUAGUACCAUUGUACCAGUGUGAUAAUAAAUCAGGACAACUGUGCAAUAUUUGCUUUCUUUACCCAUAGUGUUGACAUUGCUGUGAGCUGGUUAUGGUCUAGGGUUCUGUGAAACUAAUUCAGUAUUAAAAUGGUGUCUCAAUUGUAUUUCACUUUAUUCUUUAAGGGAAUGCAGGACUUAGAAUAGUGCCAUAAAGUGACACUGUGUUUUUUUAUAGAAUCUACCGUAUAUAAUAGGUGGGUAUGCAACUAAUGUGUUUAUAAUAAGGUUGAACUACAGUGCAUUAAAACAAAUACUUGUAUAUACAAGCUUUAUAUGCAUCUGUGUUGGCUAAAGGCGCUAUAACAAUGUAAAUAAAUAAAUAAAUAAAUAAAUAAAUAAAUAAAUAAAUACAAAUCUUUGAUGAAUAGUGCGUACAUUUUUUGGGGGGCGUUUCACAACAGAACUAUUG
Messenger RNA from Acipenser ruthenus (sterlet), 2847 nucleotides. RefSeq names its product tumor necrosis factor receptor superfamily member 9-like. The transcript has 7 exons. Gene Ontology annotation, molecular function: protein binding. Bases 84 to 908 code for a protein of 274 amino acids. Gene Ontology annotation, biological process: positive regulation of cell adhesion. The record is from RefSeq and is a predicted model, not a curated record. Lineage: Eukaryota; Metazoa; Chordata; Actinopteri; Acipenseriformes; Acipenseridae. Gene Ontology annotation, cellular component: external side of plasma membrane.